GCUUGACUUCCGCAGUGCACGCUGCGCCAGCAGGACAUUUUUUCCUGGUUUGGGGGCAAGGUCUCAUGGGAAAGGUCAUGUCUCUCGAGGAAAGGUUAUAAACCCUUUGAUAUGAGGGUUGGGCGAGAAACAGAGCCUGUUGCGUUCCGUGUUGGGACCGGGAAUAACCCUGACUUCUGAGCCUUCAUAACCCCAGGAUACUCCAGAAAAUUUGCGGCGAGCUGAGGGAAAACCUUGCUGGCAAGUCGGGACAGUGUCGCAGCGGCUGUUUUUCUUUUCCCACCCAGCACGUUUUCGGGCUGGCGACAGAGGGUUCGGUGGAGAUACAGAGGCUCCCUUAGGGAUAUUGGGUUCUCCGAAGUGCGGAUGGACUAGGGCUGGGCUGAGACCACAUUCUUUCAGUCAUUCAGCUCUCCUGUAUGCCCGGCGCAGAGGAUACCCCUUAUGGUCCCAAGGCCCCUCCUGUAGUUAAGUUCCUUCCUUAAAAAGUCAUUCAGCUGGGGCGAAACUGGGGACUCGACACCUUUCUAUGCUAACCUUUGAGCUGCCUCCACUUUGAGCAGCUCAGUGGAUGGAUAUAGUAUCUUGAGAAAACCUUUGAUUUGUGCAGGGAUUUCUUAUGCGGGUGUGUGCAGGUCAGCUUAGGUCAGGAUGAUGUACUGCUUGCCACAAAAUAGCCUGUGCUGUCGCGUCGUUUUUUUCUUGUGAACAGACUGUUUGGCAUAGCCGUGGAGAGGAGUCUGAGACAUGCUUUUAGUGAUACAGUGUUGAUUUGUUGGUGUAAUGAGGCCGUUCAAGUGGAAAGAACUGGGUUGUAGUCCCUGCUUCACUAGUACUAGCACAAUUUUUUAAACCUUUUUGAACCUGCUUUUCCUUAUCUGUAAAAUGGAAAUAAUAUCGACCUGGAAGAUUUGCUGAGGGAAUUUAAUGAGAUAAUGUGUUUCAAACGUUCUUUGUAAAUGGUAACAUGUUGCAGAAGUAUGAGUUUAUAUGACUUUAGUCCCCGCUUUUCUAAGCAUUACUUCUCAAUUAUAAAUAAGCUGUAUAUUGGAAUGGGUUUACAGUCAUCGUAAUGGAAGCAAAAUACAUGAAGGAAAAACAGUUCUUUGUAUCCCUGCUUAUUGCACCUGACGACUAGUUGCAGAUGGUUUUGUUUACCUAAGAAAACUUGUGAUGUAAAUGAAAAAAACACCUGUUUUCCUAGACUCAUUGGUUACAGAUAUGCUUCGUCUAAGAGCUAUUUGUCCAUUCUCCUGGAGAGUAUUUCAAUUUCGACCCCUCAGUUGUGAACCACUGAUUAUUCAGAUGAAUAAGUGUACAGAUGAGGAGCAAAUAUUUGAUUUUAUUGAAAGAAACAAAGCCAUACUUUCAGAAACGCAAGUGGGAUGUGCGUUUGAUAUGCUUUGGAAGCUUCAAAAGCAGAAGACCAGCCUGUUAAAAAAUGUUGAGGAUGUCAGAGACCAUCCUCAAUUUCUUACUCUUCAUAAUUUAGCUACAAAUAAAUUCAAAUUAAUGAAUGACGAUACCCUGGUGAAUGUGUUACACAUCACACAACGGUUUGCUGGUGAGUCCCACGACCCACUAGUUGAAGCACUAGUUACAGAAGCAUGGAGAAGGUUAGAAAGGUUUGACAUUAAACUGCUCUCAGAAUUUUCCUCUUGCCUAGCAGAUCAGCGUUUGUAUUUUAGUCCAUUAAUGGGAAAAAUAGCUGAUAUUGUUCAUAGGAACUUGGAAACCACACAGGACUUAAGUUCCUUGUCUGUCUUGAUGGUCAACAUAUCUUCUUUAAUAUCACGACAUUUUCAACAACAACUGGUGAACAAAACAGAACUUCUUUUUGACACCAUAGAUUCUUCUGAGGUCAACGUUGCAACAAGAAUAACACGGUUUCUUCGAAAUAUUAAAUAUUGUUAUCAACCAUUAUUAGAAAAGUGUAAUAACGUGUUUUUAAGUAACGUGGACCAACUUGAUUUGGAUUCCAUCAGUAAAAUACUUAGUCUAUACAAGUUUCUACAGUUUAAUAGUUUUGAAUUUAUUAUGAUGGCUAAAAAGAAGCUAACUGAAAUGAUUCCUCUGUGUAAUCAUCCUGCUAGCUUUGUAAAAUUGUUUGUAACAUUGGGACCCAUUGCAGGACCUGAAGAAAAGAAACAACUUAAAUCAACUUUGUUAUUGAUGUCAGAGGACCUAACUGGUGAGCAAGCCCUGGCAGUGUUGAGAGCAAUGGAAGAUAUGGAAAGCAGAAAUUCACAUCUGAUUAAAAGAGUUACUUCAGUUCUGCAUAAACAUUUGGAUAGCUAUAAACCAUUAGAGUUGUUGAAGAUAACUCAAGCACUGCCUUUUCUGCAUUUCCAAAGGAAGGAGUUUUCUGCAAAACUUAGAGAAUUACUGCUUAGUUAUUUGAAAAUUAGUUUCAUACCAACUGAGGUGUCCAUUCUGGUGUGUGCUAUUUCCCUGCUCCCUUCUCCUCACUUGGACGAAGUGGGGAUAUCCCGAAUUGAAGCCGUUUUACCACAGUGUAACCUAAAUAACCUGAGUAGUUUUGCUACAUCUGUUUUAAGAUGGAUUCAGUAUGAUCACAUGUAUUUGGAUAGUAUUACUGGGAAACAACUGAAACUACUUCAAAAAUUAGAUCACUAUGGUCGUCAGAGACUACAACACAGCAACAGUUUGGAUCUGUUAUGGGAGGAACUUAAAUCUGUCAGAGGAAUCACGUUUCCUGAGUCACUUCUUGAAGAAACGAUUGCUACUUUACAGCAUUUCGUGGAUGAAAUUAAUUACAUAAAUGUUGUGGAGAUUGCAUCUUUUAUUUCUAAUACUGAUUACCUCAGUACUUUGCUACUUGAUAGGAUAGCCUCAGUGACUAUUCAGCAGAUUGAAAAGAUCCAUCCUUUUACAAUCCUUGCUAUUAUUCUUCCAUUCAGCACUUUGAACUAUGAUCCACCUCAAAGGGAUGAAUUUUUUGGAACUUGCGUGCAACAUCUUAAUUCUUAUUUAGGUAUAUUGGAUCCUCUUAUGUUAGUGUGUCUUGGUUUCUCUUUGGCCACACUUCAAUAUUUUCCAGAAGAUCUGCUAAAGUCAAUUUUUAACAUCAAAUUCUUAUCUAGAUUGGAUUCUCAACUUGAAAUUUUAUCUUCAUCUCUAAGUGCAAGAGUCCAGUUUCAUCUUAUGGAGUUAAAUAGAUCAAUCUGCUUGGAAUGCCCUGAGUUUCAGAUUCCAUGGUUUCAUGAUCGCUUCUGUCAACAAUAUAAUAAAGGUAUUGGCGGCAUGAAUGGAGCACAACAGCAGAUUUAUAAAAUGUUAGCAGAGGUACUAGGAGGAAUCAAUUGUGUAAAAGCCUCGGUUCUUACGCCUUAUUACCACACAGUAGAUUUUGAGUGUAUCUUGGAUAAAAGAAAAAAACCUCUUCCAUAUGGAAGCCAUAAUACAGCAUUGGGACAGCUACCAGAAAUGCCCUGGGAAUCAAAUACUGAAACAGUUGGAUCAAGGCUGCCACCAGGGGCUGAAAGGAUUGCUUUGGAAUUUUUGGAUUCAAAAUCAUUUUGUAGAAAUAUCCCUCACAUGAAAGGAAAAUUUGCUAUGAAAAAACGACAUUUGGAAAUUCUGGGGUAUCGUGUAAUUCAGAUUUCUCAGUUCGAAUGGAACUCUAUGGCACUGUCAACAAAGGAUGCUCGAAUGGACUACCUGAGAGAACGUAUAUUUGGAGAAGUCAAGUCAUGACUGUAGUUUUUAUUCAAAAUGAAUGUUACCAUUUGUCACAUCUGGACUUAUUUUAAUUAAGUGGCCUGUCUCAAUAAAAAAAAUAAUAGGUACAAAUGUC
This is a messenger RNA of Chlorocebus sabaeus (green monkey), 3817 nucleotides long. It is a transcript of the gene FASTKD1, whose product is annotated as FAST kinase domains 1. Gene Ontology annotation, biological process: mitochondrial RNA processing; regulation of mitochondrial mRNA stability. Lineage: Eukaryota; Metazoa; Chordata; Mammalia; Primates; Cercopithecidae. Gene Ontology annotation, molecular function: RNA binding. The record is from RefSeq and is a predicted model, not a curated record. Gene Ontology annotation, cellular component: ribonucleoprotein granule; mitochondrial matrix.